This is a messenger RNA of Budorcas taxicolor (takin), 2766 nucleotides long. RefSeq names its product solute carrier family 16 member 2 (gene SLC16A2). The transcript is spliced from 6 exons. The coding region runs from base 1 to 1812 and encodes 603 amino acids. Gene Ontology annotation, molecular function: thyroid hormone transmembrane transporter activity; monocarboxylic acid transmembrane transporter activity. NCBI's taxonomy places the organism in Eukaryota, Metazoa, Chordata, Mammalia, Artiodactyla, Bovidae. Gene Ontology annotation, biological process: transmembrane transport. The record is from RefSeq and is a predicted model, not a curated record.
AUGGGGAGAGGAGGAGGGGGAUUGGACGGGGGAGGAGGAGUAGAGGGCUCGAGGGACCGUCUGUCUCGGGACAGGCUGGCCAGCUGGGGCGCGGAGCCGGGAGGAGGAGGCAGCAGCAGCAGCGCUUGGAGCAGCAGCAGCAGAAACAAGUACCAGCCACAGAGCGGCUCCUCCGGCCCGAGCAGCCACAGUCCCCCGGCCGAGAUGGCGCUGCAAAGCCCGGCGAGCGAGGAAGCUAAAGGGCCCUGGCGGGAGGCAGACCAGGAACAGCAGGAGCCGGUGGGUAGCCCCGAACCGGAGCCGGAGCCGGUGCCAGUGCCCCCACCCGAGCCCCAGCCAGAACCUCAGCCGGAGCCCCAGCCCCUACCGGACCCUGCACCAAUGCCGGAGCUGGAGUUUGAGCCUGAGCCGAUGCACGAACCCGACCCUACACCCACGGUGGAGACCCGCGGCACCGCGCGUGGCUUCCAGCCCCCCGAAGGUGGCUUCGGCUGGAUGGUGGUCUUCGCUGCCACCUGGUGCAACGGCUCCAUCUUCGGCAUCCAGAACUCCUUCGGGAUUCUUUACUCCAUGCUGCUGCAGGAGGAAAGAGAGAAAAAUCGCCAAGUGGAGUUCCAAGCAGCAUGGGUAGGAGCCCUCUCAAUGGGAAUGAUCUUCUUCUGUUCUCCCAUUGUGAGUAUAUUCACUGAUCGUUUGGGCUGCCGAAUCACAGCAACUGCAGGGGCUGCUGUUGCUUUCAUUGGCCUCCAUACCAGCUCCUUCACCAGCUCACUAAGCCUGCGUUACUUCACCUAUGGGAUUCUCUUUGGUUGUGGCUGUUCCUUCGCCUUUCAGCCAUCUCUCGUCAUCCUGGGCCAUUACUUCCAACGCCGUCUGGGUCUGGCCAAUGGUGUGGUGUCUGCUGGGAGUAGCAUCUUCUCCAUAUCCUUCCCCCUCCUCAUCAAAACACUGGGGGCUAAGAUCAAGCUCGCUCAAACCUUCCAGGUGCUGAGUACCUUUAUGUUUAUUCUUACGCUGCUUUCACUCACCUACCGACCCCUCCUGCCAAGCUCGCAAGACACCCCAAGCAAGAGAGGUGUCCACACCCUGUGCCAACGCUUUCUGGCUCAGCUCAGGAAGUACUUCAACAUGCGAGUGUUCCGCCAACGUACCUACCGCAUCUGGGCCUUCGGGAUCGCUGCUGCUGCCCUUGGCUACUUCGUUCCCUAUGUACACCUGAUGAAGUAUGUGGAAGAGGAAUUCUUGGAAAUCAAGCAGACCUGGGUGCUCUUGGUGUGUAUUGGGGCUACCUCAGGCCUUGGGCGCCUUGUGUCAGGCCGUGUCAGUGACUCCAUUCCUGGACUUAAGAAGAUCUACUUGCAGGUCAUCUCCUUCUUGCUCCUGGGCCUGAUGUCCAUGAUGAUUCCCCUCUGCCGGGGGUUCGGGGGCCUCAUCGUUGUCUGCCUCUUCCUGGGCCUGUGUGACGGCUUCUUCAUCACCAUCAUGGCCCCCAUCGCAUUUGAGCUGGUGGGCCCAAUGCAGGCCUCACAGGCCAUUGGCUACCUCCUGGGUAUGAUGGCCCUGCCGAUGAUUGCCGGACCCCCCAUUGCAGGCCUCCUCCGCAACUGCUUUGGGGACUAUCAUGUGGCCUUCUACUUUGCCGGUGUACCCCCAAUCGUUGGGGCAGUAAUCCUCUUGUUCGUCCCUCUGAUGCAUCAAAGGAUGUUCAAGAAAGAGCAAAGGGAUUCCAGCAAGGAUAAGAUGUUGACCCCUGACCCAGACCCCAAUGGAGAGCUGCUGCCAGGCUCCUCUACCCCUGAGGAACCAAUCUAAUGCCUUUUAUUUGCCAUCGUGUGCUCCUCCCCAAACCUUUCCCUUCACCUUGCCCUGCUCGGCAUUUACAUUUUUGCCACCAGCACACUUGUUCCCAAACCUGCACACACAGCAUUUCAGCCACCUGACCAUCCCCUUGGAGCCAAAGCUCCAGGUGUUCCAAACUCAUUAACCAAAUUCUCCCCAUGAAUGCCUUUAAACUUGCCAGGGUUGUCUCCUUCCAGGCUCUAGGAAAGCUUGGGAUCACCCCCUGGCCUUUGGAACCACUCCAUAAACUUUGUAACUCUUGGGGGAGGGGAAGGAUGGGAAUUCCUGGCCCAGCUUGUUAGUCACCCACUAAAAGCAGCUGCCAAAGGUGCUACUGUAUCCCCAGGAGCCUGGUGGGAAGAUCUAAAUCUCUGUGUGCUGAGGAAUUCCUUGACAUCUGUCCUUGGGAACCAUUGAGAGGUGUGGCAGAAAGGGCAUAGAGGUAAAAUGACACAAGGAAUCUUAUUUAGCCUCAGUGUCUCUGAGGGCUGUGGCUUCCCAACAGGUGUGGGUGACAUCAUUUUACAAGUGUAUAGAUAGUCUCUCCAUCAUAAGGUUAGUCAACAGUCUGCCUCCUUCUUUCCUUUCUCCUUGUAUUCCUCUACUGCCUCUUGUCCCUUCUCAUUCACCUCUAUUUCUUUUCAUAACUGUCAUAGACUAAUGGGUGCUUGAAGAAAGGAGGGACCCAGAGCUUGGAACAAUCAACCCUCAUCUUGGCCCAACCCACCCCUAACACUAGCAUCAGUUCAACUCAUCUCAGGCUGAGCUACAUCUCACCAUUUGGCUCAAGCUCCUAUAAUCGACUGGAAUAAUAGAAUAUCACAUAGGAAAGGGACCUUAAACACUAUAAAAUUGCAUUCACUGAUUUUUACAGAUUUUCUGGGCUAAUGCAUUAACCUGCAGGUGGUUCCAGCUCCCCAUCCUUAU